CUAUAUCGAAUUGAACAAGCUAUCAUUAUAAAAGAGUCGAAUGAUAAUCUAUCUAACAAUUUACCUGAAUUAUCACUUACAAACAAACUAUCAAAUGUUAACCAAGUUAAUUAUUCUUUACUUGAACUAUCUGAUGAUUCAGAUGAAGAAGAAAAUAAUAUGUCAAAUGAA
This is a messenger RNA of Dentiscutata erythropus, 171 nucleotides long. The record is from the annotation of a GenBank genome assembly. Lineage: Eukaryota; Fungi; Glomeromycota; Glomeromycetes; Diversisporales; Gigasporaceae.